AUGGAUAUAUUUCAAAACCAAUGUAGCGAAAGCUUAGGCUUUGAUUCUAUGCUUUCAGCGAAUCAUCUAAACUCACCGCUGCACGAUUCGCCGGGUUCGCCCAAUCCGCUCAACUACGCACCCUCGUCGCCCUAUUUUGCGUCAAUCUCGCAGCAGUUGAACGGCGGCCACACGAGCGGACCGAAUGAUGUAAUUCUGCCGAGCAUAUUCGUGAAGAUUCCCACCCAAAUUAACCAGCAGUACCAGCAGGAGAAUCGCUUACGUUCCCACCACGGCACAUCGAACGAAAUCAAGAGCGAAGAACGAUCGGAACCGAUCAAGAGCGAAAUAGCAGACACGCGGGUAAAGCUAGCCAGCAUAAACAGCACCGAACGGUUGCCGGAUGUGAUCGAUAGCUAUCUGAACGACACGGCGCUAGACGGGGGAACACAACCACAGGAAACACCGAUACUACUGUGCCAAUGUUGUCCCUUUGCGACUCUCUCGGAGACGCGUCUGAACGACCAUCGACGAGAGCGUCAUCCGGCGCGUGUAACAACACCAUCGGACAAACUUGCCUGCCCGGUGUGUGAGAACAAAUUCUACAAGACACCCGUGCUAAAGCUUCAUCUUUCGGAGGAUCAUGAAAUGUUACCGAGCGAAGUGGAAGCGCUUUGCAAUCGUGCAGCAACAAACCCGGAACAACCGCCCAGUAUGAUCGACAGACAGUGUGAAAUUCCCACCGCAAGGAAUGAAACAAAUACGGCCGCUACGCAAAUGCCUCCGACAUCGGUUGCACCUGCAGCACACAACAAAAGCCGAAUCUACAUCAAGAACGUACAGUUGCUUAAAAAGCCAGACGUGAUCGCUCAAGAAACGCGACAAGAAAACGUUUCACAGGGUCAGCAGUUGCUUUCGACCGAACAGGAACCGUCGGCUGUGGCGCACGGUACGCUGCAGGACACUCAUCAGCUUUCCCUCGGGGACGAUAUUUUACAGCAUGAUCAAUUGCUAGAUUUGCCACACACUUCCACCGCCCAGCUGCAACCAUCGGCCGGCAGUGGGAAUAAAAUAUUUAUUCGUAAUGUGUCGCUGCUGCAAAAUGUGAACUUUGUUCCAUCGGCCGAAAACAUCCUUACGAACGGUAGCAAGUACAAUGCGCCGUCCUACAUGAGCAUGGAUUGUGCGAACGAUGCGUCAUCCUCUAUGAUGGAUCCACUGAACAAUGGUUACAGUUUGGCACAGGUUGCGCCCUCGAGCAACCAGUCCCGGGGUAGUCGCAUUUAUAUAAAAAAUGUUGAUAUACUUCGAAACCCACUGAUAUCGUCACUUAACGAACCGGUACCAAGCUCGAAUGCCUCUACACUAGCUACGUCCUUUAACGAAUCGAUCACAAGCAGGGCCAGUAGCUGCGAGAGCAUUAUCUGUACCUCAACUCCACCGGCAUCCAUGGAACAGGCGGUUGUGGCCGAAUCAUCGCUGUCCACUUCCAAUGCCAGCCUGUCCCAGUUGGUGCCCACAGCGUGCGAUCAAUCGCUGCUAAAUGGAACCGAAGUAAGCUACACGAUUGGGCCGACGCUGGAAAAUGGCACCAGAACGCUGCCCCUAACCGUGGAUCAGGGCUCGCAAAAUUUGCUGAUGCUGUUUUCAACCUCGUUGGACGGUGGUACUGGAGUCGAUGAGUCCAACGUUUCCUACCUGACCGAUAGCACCGGCGCCAAUGGUGUCACUAAUGCGCUGAUGGGAACAACGGAGUACGCGGAUGCGCAUCUGACUACACCGGCGGCCAUCGCAUGUGACGCGCCACAGCAGCAACCACAGCAGAGAAAAAGUAAAAUAUUUAUCAAAAACAUAAGCGUACUGAAACAACCGACGAUACACCUGAAAUCGGUUGACGAGGUGAAUUUAAUGACGUACGAUGAGUUGCAGCUGCAAAAUAUGCUACCAUCCGUUGGAGUGUCCCAAGGGCCAAUCGGUGGUAGUAGCAUCACCUCAACGGCUUUAGUCCAAGAGCAGGAGGGACAUCACGGUGAGUCUCAUGGCGAGCUUAUGGAUAGUACGGACCGGAUGGAUAAACCUUUUGAUGAAAUAAUUGAGCUGGACUGUCAAAGCCAUCCUGCACAGGAUGACGCUAUGGAUGGCUAUCACGAGUCAGAUCUGAGCUAUGGAGAACUUGGCGAAGUGUGUGACUUUACCGAAGGUUUCAACGAUCGCGAUGAUCCCGGUGGAGGGCUAGUGGUGGACACUGGCGUAUCUCCAGCGGGUAACGAAAGCACCGCCAACGGGAUUAUCGGAGACUCGUCGCAUUGUGAGACAAUUCCCACCGGCUAUACCAACGACAUCAUUCUGCUGCAGGAAGAGUCGGAUACGAAUAGGAAAAUAACACCAAACCACGAAUGGGCAUCGAUCGGGACCGGUGAACCGUGUCUGGUGCAAGACAUUUUGCCGGAACCACUGGACGGUUCGGCAAUGGCCGAUGAGACGGAUGCUGCUGCUAUUUGUCCACGAAGGGAGGAAGAUUUGCUUUUUACAACUGCCACCGAAGCGCAAGUGAUCAAUCUUGAUCCUCCCGGCGAGUUUCAAUCGGAGGGCGAUAGUGAAACAUUUGCAGCGCAUGUUGUAGAUCAACCGUUGCCUGAUCAGCAGGUGAUCGUUUCGGAUAGUUUAACGCCUUCAGAGGAGGAACCGGCGGCUCCGAUCACGGCACGAGAGUCCGACCGUCCUCGCGCACGCGGUCGUCCAAAGGGCGCAAAACAGACGGGUAUAACGAAGCUGAAGAAACUCUACUCCAAUCUUACGGCCGAAGAGGAGGGCCACAAGUGUGAUCUACUGGAAUGUGGGGCACGCUUUCGCCAGGCGGAUCGUCUUGAGUACCACCGGAAGUGUCACAUACCGGGCGAUAGUGCCAGCACUAUCCGUUGUCCGGAGUGUGGUUCGCUCGAGUUUCGCAACUGGAACACGCUGCACACGCAUCUGUGGCGGGAGCAUGAAAUUGAUAUGGAACUGUAUGCGUGUCACUUGUGUAGCUUCAAAACGCCGGUGCUCUGUCGAUUAAACAAUACGCACAUGAAGAUUCAUUCGGAGGAGCGUAACUUCAAGUGUGCGAUCUGUGGGAAAGCGUUCAAGAACAAUAAGCAGCUGCGCAACCAUAGGCGAUGGCAUCGAGAACCUCAACAACAGGAUGUCCCGCUACCGGUAGACGAGCCGCCGAAACAACCGGAACAACCGGUAGAUACGCCUGUACAGGCAGACCCUUCGGAUGAACCUCCCGAAAGGCAGAAAGCGUCGAAAGCAUCCCAGCUAACGAUGAAAUGUGUCAAAUGUGGUUUACGGUUCGCCGGCAAACGACAAUUGCGUGCGCAUAUGGACGCAAAACAUCCGACCGAUGCGGAUGAACAGACAGCGGAAUGUAGCACCAGCAAGCAUCGGUGCCUGCUGUGCGGUAUGGUGUUCCGGACGCGCUACCUGCUCCAGGCACACUCGGCGAAACAUUCGGACGAGAAGCGCUUCAAGUGUGAACACUGCGAGUACACGACGAACGAUCACAAUGCCUUCCGGAGACACAAGAUGCGCCACAGCACGAAGGGUGGCCAUAUGUACAAGUGUAGCUACUGUGAUUACAGCAGCAUCCAGAGCACCACCUACAGGAAGCAUCUGGAGCGGAUGCAUGCGGAAGUUGCCUCGGCACUGUUGUACAAAUGUUCCAAAUGCCCGUUUGUGUCGAUCAGCGAGACAAAGUAUCAGCUGCACCGGACGAAACACGAAGCGGAUGGUACGGAUGAUCGGCAACAAGAGCAACCGAAAGCGAUCGAACCGGAUCGUACGGUGGAGGAGUGUGACGUUGACCAGCAGCAAAGGCAAUGUGAGAGCGUUAACUCGGAUGUUGUAAUUGUGGAGCAGCACCGUGAACCUGGCGUUAUCGAAACACCCCUGAUGGACGUGGAAUCGACAGGUAGUCUACAGAUCAUUCAACAUCCCAUCAUUAGGCCUGCAAUGUUUGCGAACAAUUUCUCCAAGGUCGAUAACUUUUACGGUUAUCAGCCACAGCAGCAACAUGAUCAGUCGAUGAUCGUGAAGCUUACUGGUGCAACGCCUCUCCGUGGCAUGUGUCCACUGCAGGUGUCGACCGGUAAUGUGGUCGGCACAGUACCGUCAGCAACCAUUGUUGCUCCAGUGCAUCAGUUACCUGAGCAGCAGCAGCAGCAGCAACAUCAGUAUGUCCAUCUCGGUAGUGUAGCAGACGAUGUUAUUAUGAGGGAACUUAACUGA
Anopheles marshallii is the source of this 4248-nucleotide messenger RNA. RefSeq lists its product as uncharacterized. The coding region runs from base 1 to 4248 and encodes 1415 amino acids. Gene Ontology annotation, biological process: regulation of transcription by RNA polymerase II. The record is from RefSeq and is a predicted model, not a curated record. Gene Ontology annotation, molecular function: DNA-binding transcription factor activity; RNA polymerase II cis-regulatory region sequence-specific DNA binding. NCBI's taxonomy places the organism in Eukaryota, Metazoa, Arthropoda, Insecta, Diptera, Culicidae. The transcript has 2 exons.